This is a messenger RNA of Fusarium vanettenii 77-13-4, 615 nucleotides long. RefSeq lists its product as uncharacterized. NCBI's taxonomy places the organism in Eukaryota, Fungi, Ascomycota, Sordariomycetes, Hypocreales, Nectriaceae. Gene Ontology annotation, biological process: response to salt stress; response to hydrogen peroxide; response to heat. Bases 1 to 615 code for a protein of 204 amino acids. The record is from RefSeq and is a predicted model, not a curated record. The transcript has a single exon.
AUGGCUUUCUUCCCGCGAAGCCUCUAUGAAUCCGACGUCUCUUUCGCUCCCCUCUUCCGUCUCCUUGACGACUUCGACAGCUACUCUCGUCAGGGAAUGAGCGGCCGUCGCACUAGUAUGCCGAGCUGGCAGCCCAAGUUCGACAUCCGCGAGACCGGGGAAGCAUAUGAACUCCAUGGCGAGCUCCCUGGUAUCAACAAGGAGAAUGUCCACAUCGAGUUCACCGAGCCCCAGACUAUGCUCAUCCGCGGCAAGACUGAGCGCACCUAUACUGCCGGUACCCCCCCUGCAGGCCUCAUCGAGGGCUCUACCACGAGCGGAGCUAUUACCGAGGCUGGCGAGGGGGGCAAGAAGGCCAGUGAGGAAGUACACAAGUCCGUCCCACACGAUACCGGCACUGAGGCUACUGAGAAGGAAAAGCCCAAGGCCAAGGAGCCCGUCGACAAGGCCAAGUACUGGCUCAGUGAGCGCAGCGUCGGCGAGUUCUCCCGUAGCUUCAACUUCCCUACUCCGGUCGACCAGGCAUCUGUGACCGCAAGCUUUAAGGACGGCAUCCUCAACAUUGUGGCACCCAAGGCCAAGAAGCAAGAGUCAAGACGCAUUGCUAUCAGUUAA